Rosa rugosa (rugosa rose) is the source of this 1167-nucleotide messenger RNA. RefSeq lists its product as uncharacterized. The record is from RefSeq and is a predicted model, not a curated record. Lineage: Eukaryota; Viridiplantae; Streptophyta; Magnoliopsida; Rosales; Rosaceae. The coding region runs from base 514 to 948 and encodes 144 amino acids. The transcript is spliced from 4 exons.
UUACAGCCAUUGCCACUCUCAGAUUCUCUCUCUCAUUCCUUCCGACUUCGACCUCCGUCAGGCGACAACGCAAACACUGCUGCCGCCGCAUCUAAUUUGGCAGAUUAGGUUUCGUUGAUUAUUUGGAAAUUUCCGGGUCGGGCUCCGAAUUCUCGCGCGGCUGUAAGAGAGAGGCGGCGAUAGAGAAUCGUAUCCGGCGAAGCGGAGCAGGAGAGAUAGCGUCUCCGACGAGUUUGGUGAGUCCAGAACUCGGGGAGGGGUAAAAGGGAUGAUAGAGAAGCUAGGUGACUAAGGUGAAUCGAAUCGGAGACGAUUUCCGACCUCGAUUCUUUCAUUCUUUUUUUUCUUUUUGAUUUGGGGUCUUUGCUUUACAAGAUUGUGGACUUGUAGUAUAUACACUGAGCUAUGAAACAAAAAUAUAAUUAAAAAUCCAGGAGAAAAAUCCCUAUCUUCCAUUGACGUCCCAACUCCCGCCUCUGCAUUUGUGGAGUACCCUGAACCUAAAAUCAGAGGAUGGACCCAAAUUUAGGGCAGAACAGACUUGAAGAUGUCAGCUGGCUCUGUUCCCUCUCUGAGUCUGAGCUUGAUUUGCUGAUCAGCUUAAAGAAGCUUGUUCUCCAAAGGGCAGGAGUGAUUGGGCACGAAGAACUAGCAGUCAAGUUUGAUCUCAAGGUGCUUAGAGCUCUUGCGUUUGUUCUGAUGACGUGUAUCAAAGAUGAGGUUAAGGAUUUGUCACUUGUUCCAGGCUUUGAAGACUCUGCUGCAUUUAUGGAAAGUUGCAAUCUAUUGAAAUGCGACCUUGGUGACGUUAUGAGUCUUGAAGAGAUAAAGGCAUGCAUCGGUAUUCAUUUGAGAAAGGCAGCAAGUAAAAGAUUCUGUAACAGUAUAGCACUGAAUGAAACCACGCUAAGUCAGAAGAAACAAAAAUUUGGAACCAGCGGAGUAUGAAAGCAGGCUUUGCAGUAGGGAGGUAGAGAGGAAUUGGAACAUGUUUGAGAGCAUUGAGUUUCAAGUAUAUAGGUUACAAAUAUGCUGUUGUACACCAUCCUGGUCAUUCACAUUUCAUUGUGUUUUGUUUGUGAAGACCAAACUAUAAAUUCCUUGCAAUUUUGAUGUGUAAUUUUGGAAAUAUAUAUUAAUGACAAGAUCACAUUACAAAUUCUUUUC